AUGUCCAGAUUCGCGACGGCGAGCCUCGUGGCCUUCGACUCCAUCAAGUCCAAAGCGUCGGAAAAAUUUGCUGGAUUCAGAAGAAGCAAUGCCGGCUACGAGGAAUUUGAGAUGCCCAGGGAGGGUAGCAAAGACAAUAAGGGGUUCGAGGAUGAGACAGGAUACAGUAGACAAGCCUCGUUCGAAUCUCUCCCGGAACCUGAACGGCCCCCAUUGCGUCACAUUGACACUUACUGCAAGCCAGAAUGUCCCUGCUUAUCGAAGAGAUAUACCAUUGCCACGUUGGCCUGUAUAGGAUUCAUAAUCUCAUUCGGCAUGAGGUGUAACAUGGGCAUGGCGAAAAUGGCUAUAAAGAAUACCACCGAAGACAAUGACAACCAUACUCUCAUGUUCAACUGGACAGUUGGCGUAGAGAGCGCCCUGGACUCGUCUUUCUUCUGGGGCUACCUGGUAACCCAGGUACCAGGAGGAUUCCUUGCUUCCCUGUAUCCCGCGAACAAGAUAUUCGGUGCCGCGAUCGCCAUAUCUUCGUUCUUAAACUUGCUGGUACCUGGUGCAUUGAAAGUCGACCCCAUCGUCGAUAUGGUUGUGCAGGUCCUGAAGGGAUUGGUAGAGGGUGUCACGUAUCCAGCGUGCCACGGUAUUUGGAAGUAUUGGGCACCACCAUUGGAGAGAUCGCGUUUAGCGACAUUGGCAUUCUGCGGGUCUUAUGCUGCCAUGGUGAUAGGAACGCCGCUCUCGGGAUGUCUGACUUCGAUCUUUGGCUGGGCAGCGUCCUUCUACUUCUAUGGUAUGUGCGGGUUGGUUUGGUACUGUUUCUGGUUGUGGCUAGCCUUCGAGAAGCCAUCGAAACAUCCUUGCAUUUCGGCUCGCGAGCUGCGUUACAUCGAAGACUCCCUUGGCCAGGGUCAAGCACAGAUGUUCAUACCGACAUUCGCCACAACGCCAUGGCGUAAAUUCUUGACAUCCAUGCCGGUUCACGCGAUCAUCGUGGCGAAUUUCUGCAGGUCCUGGAAUUUCUACCUGCUGGUGCUUUACCAAGCUCGUUUCAUGCAGGAGUCUUUCAACAUGGCUCUGGUCGAAGCUGGUAUCAUUGGCUCACUUCCACAUUUCUUGAUGACGAUGAUCGUGCCCUGCGGAGGACUGCUGGCCGAUCACAUUCGUAAACGUGGAAUAUUGUCAACGACGAAUGUCAGGAAGCUCUUCAACUGUGGUGGUUUCGGUAUGGAGGCUCUGUUCUUCUUGGUGGUGGCUAACGCGACGACACACAGGAAUGGAACAGCGGCGAUCGUCGCUUUAGCGUGUGGUGUCGCGUGCAGUGGCUUUGCUAUUUCCGGUUUCAACGUAAAUCACCUGGAUAUCGCACCUAGAUACGCCAGUAUCUUGAUGGGAAUGUCGAAUGGAAUUGGUACGAUAGCGGGACUGCUGGUGCCCUUCUUCGUAGACAACAUCACGGCAAAGAAGGAUGCUCAUAGUUGGCGAAACGUGUUUAUUAUAGCAGCAUGCGUGCACAUUUUCGGUGUCACGUUUUACGCGAUCUUUUGUUCCGGAGAGCUGCAACCAUGGGCUGAUCCUGCUUUAGACGAACAGAAGACCUUUGCUAUGGAUGAAUUUGGUCAAGGGAAACCACCUAUCCCGCCACAACCGAAGACUAUGCAGUCCGAAUUUAUAAAACAACCAAGCAUGGGCGGUGGAGCAACCGAGGAAUGGAAUACCUACGAUCAACCAGCUUCAGACAAUAUGUAUGCUCAACAAGAGAAACCACCAGUGAUAAGUUAUGGAUCGACGGAAACCCAUAGCAACAAUCCCUUCCAUUCGACGAAUCCCUUCGUCGCCGACGUAAACGCGAGUCUGGUGCAACCACCAGCAAUGAAUGACUACACAUACGACAUAACGCAACAGCAUCAACAGUGAAACUAAAUUCAUCGAUCCCUGAACAAAUUGCAUGGAUGUAAGGAAAUCUGUUUCAGUUGACUGAUCAUUUAAUUGCGUUUAUUUUC
This is a messenger RNA of Eufriesea mexicana, 2000 nucleotides long. RefSeq names its product Vesicular glutamate transporter (gene VGlut). NCBI's taxonomy places the organism in Eukaryota, Metazoa, Arthropoda, Insecta, Hymenoptera, Apidae. The transcript is spliced from 8 exons. Gene Ontology annotation, biological process: transmembrane transport; synaptic transmission, glutamatergic; regulation of synapse structure or activity. The coding region runs from base 1 to 1914 and encodes 637 amino acids. Gene Ontology annotation, molecular function: L-glutamate transmembrane transporter activity; neurotransmitter transmembrane transporter activity. Gene Ontology annotation, cellular component: excitatory synapse; synaptic vesicle membrane. The record is from RefSeq and is a predicted model, not a curated record.